Molecule: messenger RNA, 3588 nt
Organism: Bufo bufo (common toad)
Lineage: Eukaryota; Metazoa; Chordata; Amphibia; Anura; Bufonidae
Gene: CBL
Product: Cbl proto-oncogene
Exons: 16
Coding region: 169-2814 (881 amino acids)
Biological process (GO): negative regulation of epidermal growth factor-activated receptor activity; cell surface receptor signaling pathway
Cellular component (GO): plasma membrane; membrane raft
Molecular function (GO): phosphotyrosine residue binding; calcium ion binding; SH3 domain binding
Source: RefSeq, a predicted model, not a curated record
GCCUGAGUGAGCUCCCUUCACAUGAGAGGCGGAAGUGACGGCGGCGGCGCUGCUGUGCUCGGCCCCGGGAGACUCUUCUCCCCUCCCUGCCCGGCGUACACUGGGAGAGCCCUGUCCGGGAGCCGCGGCGCUCUCCGGUAGCAAUAACCUGCCUUCUGCUCCUUUACCAUGGCGGCGAAUAUGCGGAAAGGCGGAGGGCUCAUCGGCCUGGUGAAAGACGCCUUCCAGCCGCACCACCAUCACCCAGCUGCUCAGCCUGGGGCAGUGGACCGGAAGACGGUGGAGAAAUGCUGGAAGCUGAUGGAUAAGGUGGUUCGGUUGUGCCAGAACCAAAGGCUCGCCUUGAAAAACAGCCCUCCUUAUAUCUUGGACCUACUGCCUGACACCUACCAGCACCUCCGCACCAUAAUGUCUCGCUACGAGGGGAAGAUGGAGAUCCUUGGAGAAAAUGAGUAUUUUAGGGUCUUCAUGGAAAACCUCUUGAAGAAGACAAAGCAAACAAUCAGUCUGUUCAAGGAAGGCAAAGAACGCAUGUAUGAGGAAAAUUCUCAGCCGAGGCGGAACUUGACCAAAUUGUCCCUCAUCUUCAGCCACAUGCUCGCAGAGUUAAAAGGAAUAUUCCCCAAUGGAUUGUUCCAAGGAGAUAAUUUCCGGAUCACCAAGGCCGAUGCUGCUGACUUCUGGAGGAAAGCUUUUGGAGAAAAAACCAUCGUUCCAUGGAAAAUUUUCCGGCAUGCCCUGCAUGAUGUCCACCCUAUUUCUUCUGGUCUGGAAGCCAUGGCCCUGAAAUCCACCAUUGACCUCACGUGCAACGAUUACAUCUCUGUUUUUGAGUUUGACAUCUUCACUCGGCUCUUUCAGCCAUGGUCUUCCCUCCUCAGGAACUGGAACAGCCUGGCCGUGACUCAUCCGGGUUACAUGGCUUUCCUGACUUACGACGAGGUUAAAGCGCGACUUCAGAAAUUUAUUCACAAACCUGGGAGUUACAUUUUUCGCCUGAGCUGCACAAGACUUGGUCAGUGGGCGAUUGGAUAUGUUACAGGGGACGGUAACAUUCUGCAGACCAUUCCUCACAACAAACCUCUGUUCCAGGCUCUGAUUGACGGAUUCCGGGAAGGAUUUUACCUCUUUCCUGAUGGCCGAAAUCAGAACCCAGAUUUAACAGGCCUAUGUGAACCCACCCCUCAGGACCACAUCAAAGUUACUCAGGAGCAGUACGAGCUGUAUUGUGAAAUGGGCUCCACCUUCCAGCUCUGCAAAAUAUGCGCUGAGAACGAUAAAGAUGUAAAGAUUGAACCUUGUGGGCAUCUAAUGUGCACGCUGUGCCUCACUUCCUGGCAGGAGUCAGAAGGUCAGGGGUGUCCUUUCUGCCGCUGUGAAAUAAAAGGAACAGAGCCGAUUGUAGUGGACCCUUUCGACCCCAGAUGUGGUGGGAUGGCGGAAAUGUUACGCCACUGUCUAGAUGGAGCGCCUUCACCUUGUUAUGAAGAUGACGACGACGACUGUGGAAACGAUUCUCUCUUCAUGUUAGCUGGAGCCAAGGUUGAAAGACCUCCAUCUCCACUUUCACUCGCUCCCCCGACAUCCUUGCCACCAGUACCCCCUCGUUUAGACUUGCUGCAGCAGAGAGCUUCAAAUCCGUCAGGGGCUUGUAGUCCUGCCACCAGCUCUAAGGCUUCUACUAGUUCACACCACAAAGACAAACCGCUGCCUGUCCCCCCAACACUUCGAGAUCUCCCACCACCUCCACCCCCAGACAGACCACAUUCAAUGGUGGCUGACAACAGACCUCAGAGGAGACCUCUUCCCUCAACCCCUGCAGAAAAGCCACUUCCUCUUCCCUCAAGUCGUCCAGACCCUUGGAAUAUGCGUUCUGUUCCCAAAGCUCCGGCACCCAGCCUAAAUCCUAGUGACCCGUGGACUGGGGGCAAAGAGCUUACCAACCGCCACUCUCUGCCAUUCACGUUGCCUUCACAUGUUGAUGAUAAAAGGGUAGACCGUCAUGGUAGCACGCAGAGCUUGGACAUCGCUGGUACAAGUGGAUGUGUGGAGCUAUUGGCAGGCCUCGAUAUUGAUGAUCCCAAGGUGAAGCCAUCAUCUUCCGCCAAUGCCAUCUACUCCUUGGCCUCCAGGCCAUUCCCAGUGCCAAAACCUCCAUUAGGAGAUCAUUCAGAAAGUGCUGACGAUUCGGAGUAUAUGUGCCCAUCCUCUCGGCCGGUAAAUCCCCCUGUGGUACCGAAAUGUGAGACGAAGAGGCCAGUGGAAGUGUUGGCUCCUGGGAUGAGCAGGCCUGGUGAUCAGCUGAUUGAAGGAGAUUCAUAUGAAACCAUGUACAACAUCCAGUGCCAAGCCGCACCAGUGGCUAUGGAGCCGGGGAGAGAAGCGGAAGAAUGCUGUGCCGUGUCCAGCAAUGGGCCUGAGGAUGAUGAGGAUGAUGGCUAUGAUAUCCCAAAGCCCCACUUACCAAUGGCUCCAGCCCGUCGCACGCUCUCUGAUAUCUCUAAUGCCGUACCUGCCUUUAGUUCCAUGCCCCCUGGAAGAGACCCUGGAGCAGGGGCCUUCGAGUCUUCAGCUGUUCCAGAGCGUCCACCAAAACCCUUCCCGAGGAGGAUGAACUCUGAGCGCCGGCCUGCGCCUGCUGGGGAUGCAGGGUCUGCUCCGCUCUCCAGUGAGAUUGAGAGUUUGUUGAACCAGGGCUAUUCUCAACAGGAUGUGAAUAAAGCCUUGCUCAUCGCUCAUAACAACAUAGAAAUGGCCCGGAACAUCCUUCGCGAGUUCGUGGCCAUACCCUCUCCUCCUCACGUGGCUACAUAGCAGUCGGAUCCACGAAAACUCCCACACACCGUGUCACGAGAAGAGUCAAGAGUGCACCUCUGAUCCUUAAGCUCAUGGUCAGCAGGGAGCAGCUAUGGGACCAGUGGGGGUUAACUGUGUGGGUACACGGAUAAUAGGAGGAAAUUGUCCGUACUCCGCCCCUAACUGGAAGCAUACAGGGUACGGGCACAAGCCUGCCCACUGAUAAGCAUUACAAAUCAGGUGAUUCCUAACCAAUCAGAAUGCACUGUUCAAGAAAGCUCCGUUUCCCCCAUUUCCUUCUUGUCAUUGGAAAGAAAGCCUUUCUGACGAUGCGAAUGUGGGAAGCUCUGAUUGGCUCGGGUGAUUAUCAUGGAUACACUGAACCCACUUUCUCCACCCUCGACCCUUUUAUUUUUAUUUUUUUUAUUUAACGAUAGGCCCUAUGAGUUUGUGUUUUUUGAGUUCCGCUCUGAAGGCAAGAAUUGACUUUUUCGCCCAUUUUUUUUUUUAUAUAACAAUUCAGUGUUAUUUAAUAUACUUCACCGUCAUCCUGUAUGGAUGCAGAAUGGGGGACCUCACCGAUAUUUUAAAUCAUGUUGCCUUGGAAUAAAAUUCACGACGGCCCUUUUAAAACGGUUGGCAUUUACUGAUCAUAUUCCGAAUACCGCUAGGCCCCGGGUUUCUGUUACCUGCUGUGUAUUUUGUGUUAUUUUAUCAUUAUAAUUGAAUCCUGUGACUAAAAUGACGCAUUCCGGAAGUUGGGUUCUCCCAACUUUUAGGAGUGAACUAAUG